Messenger RNA from Lachancea dasiensis, 1305 nucleotides. The record is from the annotation of a GenBank genome assembly. NCBI's taxonomy places the organism in Eukaryota, Fungi, Ascomycota, Saccharomycetes, Saccharomycetales, Saccharomycetaceae.
AUGUCAUUAGCACCAAAAAAAGAAUCUGUUGAUGUUCUUCAACUAGAUGCCGAAGUUCAGUUUGCAGAUGGCGGAUGGAGGGCGUACUCUGUGGUUGCGGGAUCGUGCUUUGGACUGAUCUCUGUUUUCGGGAUGAUGAACUCUGUGGGGGCGAUACAGGCCUAUAUUUCGAAUCAUCAAUUGCACGCCGUCGAGUCUUCGACAAUUUCGUGGAUCUUCGCACUCUACGUAUUUUUCGUAUAUGCCUCUAGCAUCUUUUCUGGUUGCUAUUUUGACAGAAAUGGAUGCAAGUCUACCAAGUGGGUUGGAUUUGUACUCUCAACAGUGGGCAUAUUUUGUUUGGCCGAGUGCAAAGAAACUUAUCAGUUCAUUUUAUGCCUCGGUGUCUUGUAUGGCGCGGGUUCAGGGAUUUUAAUGACUUGUUACAUUUCAAGUGUGGCUACGUGGUUCAAGCAAAACCGUGCCAAUGCUCUGUCGAUCGCAUCCAUUGGAGGGUCUAUAGGUGGGAUCGUGUUUCCAGUUAUGCUGCGAAAGUUAUAUUCGCAGCUGGGCUACAAAUGGGCAAUCAGAAUUCUGGCGUUCGUUCUGACUGCAUGCUCAACACCAUCUGUAUUGCUCGCUCGAGAGAACCCAGACGUCAUGAAAUAUGAUACCAGGAGACAUUCUUUUAAGGAAAUUGCCUUGAUUUAUGCUAAACACAGUUUUGACAUUCGAUUUUUGAAGGACUGGAAGUUUCUAUUUUGCGCGUUGGGAUGCUGUUUUGCCGAGAAUGGGUUAAUGGUUAUUGCUACAUACUACCCCUCUUAUGCUCUUUCGAAAGGAAUUUCAGAAAGUACAUCAUACACCUUGAUUACCAUUGUCAAUACAGCCGGGCUUUUGGGUCGUACCUCUGGGUACCUUGCUGAUCGAUACGUGGGGCUCAUCAUGAUUCUAACCAUCUGUUUGUUUUUGAUGACAGUGCUGGCGCUCGUCGUAUGGUUACCUUUUGGGCAUAAUCUCAAUGUGCUUUACGUCUUUUCAGCUGUCUAUGGUGUUUUUUGUUCAUCUAUAUUGUCCAUGGUCCCCGCCAGCGUUGGCCAAGUUUGCAAGAUUGAAGAAUUUGGGAGAAAGUUUAGCAUGAUGUACUUUAUGACUGCCUUGACAAGUUUAUGGGCUUUCCCAACUGGGGGAGCAAUACUAGGCGAUGGCACUGCAAGAGACUACAACAUGUUGAUUGUAUACUGCGCGGUACUGACAUUCGUCGGAUGCGGUUGUUAUGUCGCUACUCGAUUUUUGGCAGUUGGGGCGCAAAGAGUAAAGUUUUAG